This is a messenger RNA of Ooceraea biroi (clonal raider ant), 3019 nucleotides long. It is a transcript of the gene twin, whose product is annotated as CCR4-NOT transcription complex subunit 6-like twin. The record is from RefSeq and is a predicted model, not a curated record. NCBI's taxonomy places the organism in Eukaryota, Metazoa, Arthropoda, Insecta, Hymenoptera, Formicidae. Gene Ontology annotation, molecular function: protein binding; 3'-5'-RNA exonuclease activity.
UCUUCGUGCCAUUGCUCUUGACAGUCGCCGCAGUGUCCGCGCCGAGAGAAUCGAGUGAGCGCGUCGCCUUGUCGUCGUGAGUGUACGAACCUCCGUGACGAGACGAAUAGCUGACGCUGAAAAAAUUUCUCGCCGUCUGGCAAAAUUUGCAGCCACGCGCGAUUUAAUCACUCUCGGCGAGACUAGCAUCACCGGCCGCUUCGAGAUCGUCGAGUUCCCGUCGCUCCUGAUCGGCGUAAACCGCGAGAGUCCCGUUUCUCCCUCAUAGGUUAUGGGCCUGCUCCUGGUGUGCCGUCAGUACGGAAUAGGUGAAACCUGCCGAAUCGUCCGUCCUGUAACAUUCCUUCGGACAAUUUUUACGUAGCUGCGAGUUUUCGAGACGCUCUCGUACGUGACACGUGACAGAAUCGGCAGCUGCUGUGCCCUGUAUUCUAUUGUCUUUCAGGCAGGAUUGUUUAUCACUGAAGUGCAAGCUCGAGCACUGUUCUGAUAACUGACUUAUCACGAGAUAUCGGAACAUGUCUCGCAAUCACAAGGACAAGUAUGAAAACUCUAACCCACGUCGUAUAUACACACUUAUGGGUUCGGAGGACCUGCAGUCGGGGAAGAAAUCUCAUUGGUCGGAGUUGGAGAUAACAGGCAGCAUAAGGAACCUGAGCCCCAACCUGUGGCAAAUGAUCCACUUGACAGCCUUGUAUCUGAAUGACAAUAGUCUGCAGAGAGUACCGGCAGAGAUCGGUCGUCUUGUCAACUUGCGCAUUCUAGAUCUCAGCAGUAACAAGCUACGCAGUCUGCCUGCUGAACUGGGGGACCUUAUCUACCUCAGGGAGUUGUUAUUGAACCAAAACUACCUUCGCGUGUUACCGUAUGAAUUAGGCAAGUUGUUCCAGUUACAAGUACUUGGUCUUCAAGGAAAUCCGCUCAGCAAGGAGGUGAUGGCGCUGUACGGGAACGGAGAGCCUGCAGGGACGAACAAGCUGCUGUCAUUCAUGCUGGACCACUUACAAGUUACGGCGAACCCUCCACCUCAGCGACCGUGGAUUCCAUUGACAAGGCCAAACAGGACUAGGCCAACUUGCAUAUUCACGGUAAUGUGCUACAAUGUGCUCUGUGACAAGUACGCUACGCGGCAGAUGUACGGCUACUGUCCAAGCUGGGCGUUGGAAUGGGAUUACCGGAAGAAAGGUAUCCUCGACGAGAUACGGCAUUAUGCCGCGGACAUCAUUAGCCUGCAGGAGGUCGAGACGGACCAAUUCUACAACUUCUUCCUGCCGGAACUCAAACACGACGGUUACGAUGGCAUAUUUUCACCCAAGUCCCGCGCGAAGACGAUGGCGGAAAACGACCGCAAAUACGUCGAUGGCUGCGCUAUUUUUUACAGAACCGCCAAAUUUUCUCUGAUAAAGGAACAUUUAGUCGAAUUCAACCAAUUGGCAAUGGCGAACGCGGAAGGUUCAGACAAUAUGCUGAAUCGAGUUAUGCCCAAAGACAACAUUGGACUCGCUGCAUUACUUAGAACUAAGGAAGCUGCUUGGGACAAUGGUGUUCCAUCUGAUCCGACACAAGUGCAACAACCAAUCUUGGUUUGUACGGCGCACAUUCACUGGGAUCCCGAAUUCUGCGACGUAAAAUUGAUACAAACGAUGAUGCUGAGCAAUGAAUUACGUUCCAUUUUGGACCAAGCUGGCCAGUCGUUCAGACCCGGUCACAAGCCUGACUCUUCCAACGUUCAAUUGCUGCUUUGCGGUGACUUCAAUUCCUUACCUGAUUCUGGUGUGAUUGAAUUUCUUACAUCCGGUCGUGUGGCGGCCGACCAUCGCGACUUUAAGGACUUAGCGUAUAAAUCGUGCUUGCAAAAGAUCUCCGGCUGCGAUAAGCCCAACGAAUUCACGCAUUCUUUCAAGCUUGCAUCCGCCUACAGCGAAGACAUCAUGCCCUAUACCAACUACACAUUCGAGUUUAAAGGCAUAAUAGAUUACAUUUUUUACUCGAAGCAAAGCAUGGUGCCGCUAGGCCUCCUUGGCCCACUGAGCCCGGAAUGGUUUAAGGAACAUAAGGUAGUAGGAUGUCCCCAUCCCCAUGUUCCAUCCGAUCACUUUCCUCUGUUAGUGGAGUUGGAGAUGACACCGACAGUAGGAACAAGCAAUGGUUUGAUCUCACGCAGGUAGCAGCCGCUGCGAUCUAGGCCCAAGUAACCAUAAAGACGAGGAUUCAAUAACGACGGUAGAACGGGAAAGAAAAGAAAAAACGGAUUCGCAUCACUUCUUCUCUACUUACUUCUGGCUCUAGCAAUAUCAUCACUCGCAGUCGACUAUUACUUUAACUAUAUUACAAUAGCGAACGUUACACACCACAUACACAAACACGAACACAAUAUACUCCAUGCAUUGCCGCACAUUCAACCGAGAGCAGCAACUCGCUGUCGCUGUCGAUAUACAUAUACGGGAUACCGACGAAACACACAAUUUUUAACCAGGUGACCACCCCCCAGGUGAAGGGAGCCGUGUUGUAAUGCGUUUAGCUAGCCCAUGUAUAGUGUAUUGCAUUUUUAAGAGAGCUAACUUAAAAAAAAACACUCCCACGCCUAAAAAAAAAGAUUAUCGUAAAAACCUCUCUAUUUACCAUCUCAUAAUAUGUAGAUAUACCUAUUUUCCUACAAAAAGAAAAAAGAAUAAAGAGAAGACGACGAUAUUCCGAUCAAGAAGCCUCUGUGAUAUCUCGACAUUUAAACACAAUUGGAACAAUUUCACAUAUUUAUUACUAAACGAGAAAUUAGUAGCGUCUUACUAGAGAGAGAGAGAGAGAGAGAGAGAGAGAGAGCGAGAACGAGAGAGAGAGAAAAAGAGACACACGUACACGCGUCUCCCGCCCUAUCCUCCCUGCCCCUCACCCCUCCCACCCCCCCCCACCCUUCCUAAAUGUCAUUACAACAUUCUCCAAGCCAAUCUUUUGAUAAGAAUGCUGCCAUCCAAUGAGAGAAAAAAAAAGAGAAAAAAAAUUGUAUUUUUAAACAAAAAAA